Molecule: messenger RNA, 603 nt
Organism: Carassius carassius (crucian carp)
Lineage: Eukaryota; Metazoa; Chordata; Actinopteri; Cypriniformes; Cyprinidae
Gene: mrps14
Product: mitochondrial ribosomal protein S14
Biological process (GO): translation
Cellular component (GO): ribosome; mitochondrial small ribosomal subunit
Molecular function (GO): structural constituent of ribosome
Source: RefSeq, a predicted model, not a curated record
AUGGAUUACGUUGGAAAGCUCUCUGAUAAUUCAGAGUCUAGCAGCGUCAUUCAGACUCGGGACUUCACGUCCCCUCAGGGCUUUCCAGAGGACGCUCUGUCUCAUGAUAACCCACCGCUGCAUCAGAGCUGUGUCCCCUUGGAAAACCCCUCACCUGUUUCAGUUAAGUGUCCCAUUGGGGCUGACCUCCAGAAGGAAGGUGGUCAUGACAGAUGUCUCCAACUCUGGUUGAGGAGCUCUGUCCAAGGGCAGACUGGGGCCUGCACAAGUUCUCUUGGAGUGAGAGUGCAGGUCAAGAGCUACUAUGUUAACUGUAGAAUGGUACAAGUUGUGAAAAGGAGACAAAUGGCAUUUGAAUAUGCAGAUACAAGACUGCGCAUUAAUGCCAUUGGGAAGAAUACUGUUUUGCCAAAAGAGCUACAGGAGAUCGCUGAUAAAGAGAUUGCCGCACUGCCUCGAGACAGUUGUCCCUUUCGCAUUUGCAACUGGUGUGUUAUGACAUCAUGUCCACGUGGAGUCAAGCGCAGGUGGCGUCUAGGCAUUGUUUUUCGCCAUUUAGCGGACCACAACCGGAUGUCUGGAAUACAGAGAUCAAUGUGGUGA